UGGCUAGACCAAUACCCAUAUGACGCUGUCAAAUAGAUGGAACCGUAUUAAAGCAACAUGAAGUAAGUGCAAACAAAUCGGUCAAUUUUAUAUAUACUCAUAACAAAAGCAUUGGACAUUGGAUUGAAUACCGAACUAAUCACUUUUUACCCUAGCAACAAAAUGGUGCAGUUUCAAAGAUUUUAAGAUGCCCGAGGCAACACAAAUGAAGAUUGAGGAGAAUACAGUUGCAUUCAAUCAAACUAAAAAGGAAGCCUUUACUCUGAGUCAACAUUUUACAGAAAUUGCUAAGUACCUCAAAUCCUCUUGGAAGGUUGUUGUAAAUAAAGAUGACAUUACAAACGAACGUCUUAGCAUUGUCAAGUUGUUCGUAAUAUCUGGACCUACAGAAAAGUUUAGUGCUGCAGAGUUUAAUUCUAUUAAAAAAUAUCUUGAGACUGGUGGAUCUUUGCUUGUUCUUAUGGGUGAGAACGGUGAGGCAAAAUAUACUACAAACAUAAACUUCUUAUUGGAGCAGUUUGGGGUCAUGGUUAACAGUGAUACCGUCCUGCGAACGUCAUAUUUUAAAUAUUAUCAUCCUAAAGAAGCAUUGAUCCCGAAUGGAGUACUGAAUAGAGGAAUAGCGGAAGUCUUGGAAAAAAUGUCCAUAUCAGCUACGCAAAUGGACUUAUCACAUAAACAGGCGUUACAAUUCUUAUAUCCUUAUGGAGCUUCUCUCAAUGUUGCCAAACCUGCAGUUGCUCUACUGUCAACUGGAAGUGUUGCGUUUCCACUUAAUAGACCCGUUUGUGCCGUUUACAAAUCCCUCUCACCUAACGGUGGGACUUUAGCUGUUGUUGGGAGCGCAGCCAUGUUCUCUGACCCAUAUAUAAACAAAGAAGACAAUUUUAAAAUAUUCGAGUUUUUAUUCAAAUACCUUACAGAAGAAUCCGUCACGCUAAACUCCAUAGAUUCCGAAGAACCAGAAAUUGAAACAUACUACCAAGUCCCUGAUAUUAUAAGCCUAUCGAGUAAUCUAAUGUCUUGUUUACAAGAAAGUGAUGAACUUCCACAGAAUGUCAAAAAUUACUUUGAUCAAGGUUUGUUUUGUAUGGACACAAGACUCGUUCCGAAAGCUAUUCAAAAAUUUAUGUUGACAUCAUUUUAUGUUUGUUCAAAGAUCUUGCAAAUAUUUAUAACAAGAUGAAUUCUUAGAUUACACCAGUCUCACACACUGGGUGUGUUUCAACAUUAUGUAACCAAAAGAUUGGAAAAAAUGUGAUUUUAUCAUGUUAAGCCGAUGAAAUGAAACAGAUUUCCACAUAACAUCAGUCGUUUGGGCUACAAGUAGUUACUUUACGUGGUUAUAUUUUGAAACAAAAGACUUAUUUACACACAGAUAUUAUUUCUUGAUCCAAAAGCUGUAUCUAUAAAAUUGAAUACGGGCUUAUGAAAAACUCCGUGUGAAGCACGAACCCUUAAGUUUAAUUUCACCUCAGUUUGAAACUCCUUUACCUCCAGUGCAACCUGCAGUAUUUCCUCCUAACUUUCGUGAACCUGGUCCACCACCAUUAGAAUUAUUUGACUUAGACGAACAAUUUUCUACACCCAAAGCACGUUUAGCCCAGGUAACAAAUAAAUGUAACGAGGACGACCUAGAAUAUUAUAUUCGUGAAUGCGGUGAUAUUUUAGGUGUAUCACAGAAAUUAUCAACAGACAAAAUGACAUCACGUAUUAUUUUAGAAGUUAUAUUUAAUGAACUAGUAGAGUUUAAAAAGUUUAAUCAGGGACUUGAUGAAGCUGGUGACUGAUUGAUGAUUGAGCACUGUCAAUCAUCAUUAUCAUCCGUAUCAAUGAAACAAGCGUCAGCAUUUUAUUAGUUUUCAUAAAAUUAGGAUGAAUUGGAUAAACAUGUGUUUAUAAAUAUACUACUAUCCAUGUACCUGUAUAAUCACAAUAAAACUUUUUUUAAUAAUUGAGUUAUCCCCAAGCCCCUGAAACAGAGAUAGGCAGUUCUCUCAGGGGAUACCUCCUCCUUUUGAAACAUUUAAUUCAGAGGUUCA
This is a messenger RNA of Schistosoma haematobium, 2042 nucleotides long. Its product is annotated as Intraflagellar transport protein 52, variant 2. The transcript is spliced from 10 exons. The record is from RefSeq and is a predicted model, not a curated record. Gene Ontology annotation, biological process: cilium assembly; intraciliary transport. Gene Ontology annotation, cellular component: cilium; intraciliary transport particle B; centriole. Lineage: Eukaryota; Metazoa; Platyhelminthes; Trematoda; Strigeidida; Schistosomatidae. The coding region runs from base 188 to 1186 and encodes 332 amino acids.